This is a messenger RNA of Periophthalmus magnuspinnatus, 4137 nucleotides long. It is a transcript of the gene srfbp1, whose product is annotated as serum response factor binding protein 1. NCBI's taxonomy places the organism in Eukaryota, Metazoa, Chordata, Actinopteri, Gobiiformes, Gobiidae. Gene Ontology annotation, cellular component: 90S preribosome; nucleus. The record is from RefSeq and is a predicted model, not a curated record. Gene Ontology annotation, biological process: maturation of SSU-rRNA. The coding region runs from base 574 to 2154 and encodes 526 amino acids. The transcript is spliced from 3 exons.
ACUGCUCUCGGUGCGUGCGGAGCUGUUUUCUCGGUGCGUGCGGAGCCGUUUAAAGCUCAUAAACGCGCUCGUGGAGAGGUGUGCGCGAGCCACAGCGCGCGGGGCCCCUCCGGACACGCUCACGGGCGCCAUUGUUGCACAGAACGCGUCUCCGGCCCCUUUUGUACCUGCUAUAUAUACCCUCGGUGAUUCGGUUCCGUUUUAUCGGCCGUCGGAGCUUGCUGCAGUCCGCAUUGCGCCGCUUCAUCCUCCCCCGGUGCUGGUUCCGGUUCGGUUUGGGUCCGGUUUGUGCCACGCAGCCGUUAUUCGGUCAUUCUCCCGUCCACACUUGUUCAAUUAUCCUCCAUUGUUGAUGUUUUAUGCACAUGAAACAAAGAAAUAAAUAAAAACAGUCCGCUCAAGGCCCCUCCCCCUUUUCUACGGCGCGCUACGUCGACGCUUGCGCCUGACGUCACCGCGCCGAGGGAGGCGAGGGGGGAGCGGGUGACGUCACAGGCAACAUGGCGGAUCUGUGGAGAGAAGCGAGGAGCGGGUUUACGUUUGUGUUUUCGUCUUAAAACUUCAAAAACGACUAUGGCGCUCUCCCUCCAGACCAAAGAGAUGGAGGUGGAACAUGAGCACGGCGAUGUUGAAAAGAGCGAGAAUACAGACGCAAUAACACAAAGUACCACAGGUCAAAAUGGACAAGAAGAAGAAGAAGUGUCAGUAAAUGAAGAACAAGCUCCGCCUCCACGUCAAGCAGAAGAUGAGUGUGACGCUCCACAGAACGAUGAGGAAAAACACGAGAGCGUCCUGAACCUCAACAACGAGGUGGUGAAGAUGAGGAAGGAGGUGAAGAGGGUGCGCGCUCUGAUUAUUCGUAAGAUGACGCGGCAGAUCGGCGCUCUGAGGAAGAAGAAGGGAAGCGACACAGAUAUCGAACGAAACCAAAGGCGAGCGGCCAGACUGCUGGACGAGAUCCACGCCAUGAAGCUGUUGGUGCCUGAUGUGGUCACCAAGACGGCACUGCAGAAGAACCUCAACUUCCAACAAGUGUGUAAAGACCCCAAAUCUACCAUCUCCGCUCGGGCGCUAGCUCGUGUUGCUACUCACCCGCAGUUCAACAAGAAGAUAGAAGCAAUCAAAGCUGCUGUGAAAGCUUUCAAGGAGGAGAGGACAAAGGGAGGAAAGGCCGGAGGAAAGAAGGAGAAAAAAGAAGACAAGACCCAAAAACAGUCGCCCUCUGCCAAUCCCGAAAAACAGCCUGACGUAAAAGUGAAAAAGUCUGGCACAGCGACUAAAAGUGAAACAGAUAUUGGGGAAGUGUGUCUUGAGGAACCUUGUCAUAAUUUUCCUGAAGAGAAAAUUGACUCAAUCGUUCACCAGACAGAAGCCAGAACUGCAAAAUCAGAUGUUAAACAAAGCCCAGUGAAGCCUGUUGUGAAGUCCAAACCUCUAAACAAGCAGGAGGAACCUAAAAACACUGCUAAACUGUUAGAACUUCCUCCCAAACCAAACGCAGAGGCAGAGAGCGAGCUGGAAUCAGACGGAGAAAAAGAGUACUUCGACGACAGCACCGAGGAGCGUUUUCACAAGAAAUCCUCAGGCGAGUCAGAGAGCGACGACGAUUUCUUUGUAGGAAAAGUGAGCAAGUUUAAGAAAAAGAAGAAGACAAAAACGACUGAAGAUAAAACCGUUCAAAAGAUCCUCGAGAACACUUCAAAAACGCCCCAAACUGACAAAGUUCAGAGUCAAUUUGAAGAGCUCGAGUCCAGACUGACAUCAAAAGCCAACGCUCUAAAGUCAGUGUUUUGUUCCUCCCUCGCUCGAACAAAGAACGGCAAAGGUGGAGGAAGAGGAGAUGGAAAAUUUCAAGCCCGGGACAAACGAAAAGAUGGUGGAAGUAAAGAUUUUAGGAGAAAGAACGAUUUCCAAAAACGAGAACAUUCAGAUGGAGGGAAGGGUUUUGGUAAAGGGCAGAAAACGUUUGGAGGGAGAGGACAGGAUAAAGAACAGACGAGACCAAAAGAUUCAAGAGGAAGAGGAGCGUUCUCCCAUCAAGCACCACAGAAAUCACUGCACCCGUCGUGGGAGGCAAGUAAGAAAAGAAAGGAACAGCAAGGACAGAUACUCGCCUUCCAAGGAAAGAAGAUCAAGUUUGAUGACGACGACUGAAAUAGUAACUGUGUAACAUGGGGGAUUUUAACAUUUCUCAUCUGUUCUAAUGUCGUUUCCUCAUCCCAAACAGACCUGGAGUUGUGUUUUGUUUCAUUCACACAUGUUUAGCUCUUCUCUCUAACAGAAAACACUCUGUUCCACCUUGUGAUGUCAUCAUGUGGUGAUACAGGAAGUGCUCCACUGUGUCAUUAAACUCCACACACCUUCAUUUCUGGAAUCGUUUGGAUCAUUUCAGUCCGAUAAUUUCUAAUCUCCACUAAACAAAAGGUAAAAAGUAGCUGUUUAACUUGAAAACUACCACUUGAUGACAUCACAAGGUGGAACGUCGCAUUUUGAGCUUUGUAGAUGUUACAGACUAAUAAUAAAGUGACUCAAACAUGUGAGAAUGAAACAAAACACAACUCCAGGUCUGUUUUUGAGGAGGAAACGGCUUUAGAACAUGGAUUCAAACUCAUAGGAGCUUUUUAAAUGUGUGGUUUAUGGCUUAAAGUAAUAUUUGUUAAUUUUAUCAUUAAAAUAUGAGUGAGCCAUAGUAAUAAAAUGAAUUAAGCUCUUGAAUCAAGUCUUUCACUUUAGAUUCUGAAAACCAGAUGAGGGAGUUUCAUUAAGUUUUGUUUAUUUAUUCAAUAUUUUACGGGGUGAGUCGGUUGAGACAAACAGAACACAAACACACACCAAGUACAAUGUGAAACAGAACGUGAGACGGUGAAACAUCUGCAGAUUAAAACUGAUCCUGUAUAAUAAUGUUUUUUAAAAGUCGACAGAGAAAAACGGCCUUGUGCAAUGAGUAAAACGAGGUUACAGCCACAGUUAAUACAAUUCAAGUUUAUUUCUAUAACUCAUUUAAAACAACUUGAGCUGAACAAAGUGCUUCAUAUAAAAGUCAACAAAAAAAUAUAACACGAUACACAGGAACAGAAAAACACAAAGAUGUCCCGUCGAGUGUUAAAUGCCAGGGAGAAGAGGCGGGUUUUCAGUCUUUUUACAAGUAUCUUUGUAAAUAAAAAAUACUAUAAAUCAUUAACAAAAUUGUGACUGAACAUCAGCUCUGGUUUUAGACUUGAUGCUCCUCGUUUAUGGAGCCGCCUCAUAAACUCAGAGUAAACCGUGUACGUCCCUUAAGUGAAUGUAAACACUGUGUCUGUCGUCUUUUCAGAGCAGUGUAAACGUUUUAACUGAAGCCUGAGGUCCACAGCUUCAGGAAAUAUUUAAAUGUACAUUUUAUUAAUACUAAAUGUUUAUGUUUUAACGGAGAACUCAGGACUCCCUCAAAAAUCAGACUUCCUGAUAAAAUAAUUAGAGAUUUUUGUGUUUAAGGAGUUUUCAAAUCCUGUAUAUCUUUUUUUUUUUCUUUUUUAAUCAGUAUUGUUUUUUCCUCAUUAAAAAACAAAUCAAGGUCUGUUUUCUUUCACACAGCGUCACAUGGCCCAUGACUGAGAAGAGCGUGUAAACAGAACUGUGCACACAAAUAUGAAACACGCACGUUCUGUCAACACCAGUGCUAUUUAAAAAAAGUCAUUACUCUUAUAAUUAACACAGUAUUAUCAUUGUUCUGUUGAUUUUAUGUUUUAUGUUCAGAAGAGUUUGUUUCUUUUCAAACCUGGAUGCUUGAGAGAUUACACAAAAAACACACGAGCUCUGAGAUUAAAGCUCUUUAAGGAAACGUACAUUUGUUCUGUUUGAAUUUUCGUGGGAUCAAGUUCAAGUUUGUUUGACUUGUUCUAAUGAUUCUCAAAUUUGGACUUAAUCUGGAGGAUAAAACCUGUCGUAAAUAUAAAUUAUAGUUUUACGCCAAUCAAGAAGCAAUUUGUGAAGUUUAAAAGUUGGUAAAAAAUGACAGGAAGUGGAGUUCUAUUUUCGAGUCGCACGUUGAUGACAUCACACUGGGAGAAUUCUGUCCAAAAGUUCUGCAAAAUUUACACAAACCAUUUUUUCCCCCAUAAUUUUUAACAUUUCAACAAAAUAAAUGUGUUUUCCUAC